Messenger RNA from Diachasmimorpha longicaudata, 1782 nucleotides. RefSeq names its product fumarate hydratase, mitochondrial-like. Gene Ontology annotation, biological process: tricarboxylic acid cycle; malate metabolic process; fumarate metabolic process. NCBI's taxonomy places the organism in Eukaryota, Metazoa, Arthropoda, Insecta, Hymenoptera, Braconidae. Gene Ontology annotation, molecular function: fumarate hydratase activity. Gene Ontology annotation, cellular component: tricarboxylic acid cycle heteromeric enzyme complex; mitochondrion. Bases 240 to 1664 code for a protein of 474 amino acids. The transcript is spliced from 6 exons. The record is from RefSeq and is a predicted model, not a curated record.
GAGAUGCAAAUUGCAUGCCACAAAUUUUUCGUUUAUUAAAUCUCUUCUCACUACUUCAUUACCAGUAUCUAAUCUCUAUUAUUCACUUCUAUGUUUGUGUUGAAUUUGUAUUGUUAAUAUCACACUCUUGCUUAUCACCUUCGAAACCUUUCACUCUAUGCUCUCAAGCAUUGAGACACCAGUUCUUCAUUCACCUCCGGCGGAUUAAGACGUAAUUAUUUCUUGUUUGUUAACCGACGAUGAUGGCUAGUCCAAAUGCACAGGGAAGUGAUAAGGGCUUUCGAAUUGAACGUGAUACCUUCGGGGAAUUAAAAGUACCAGCGGAUAAAUACUAUGGAGCACAAACGUUGAGGUCUGUUAUGAAUUUCCCGAUAGGAGAUAGCUUUGAGCGGAUGCCGUAUGGGGUAAUCGUCGCAAUGGGAAUUUUGAAAAAGGCAGCAGCCGAAGUGAACAAGGAGUUUGGUCUGGACCCAAAGAUAUCCGAGGCAAUAAGUAAAGCCGCAGACGAUGUGAUAAGUGGAAAACUGUACAAUGAUCAUUUUCCCCUGGUGAUCUGGCAGACAGGCUCAGGAACCCAAUCGAAUAUGAAUACCAACGAAGUCAUUUCUAACCGAGCUAUUGAAAUUUUGGGUGGAGUGCUGGGCUCCAAAAGCCCGGUGCACCCCAACGACCACGUGAAUAUGUCUCAAUCGUCCAACGAUACUUUUCCCACGGCAAUGCACAUUGCAGUCGCCCUCGAGAUAAACAAAAUUCUGCUCCCAGGACUUACAAAGCUACAUGCGGCCCUUGAUGAGAAGGCCAAAGCCUGGAACGAUAUUAUCAAAAUUGGAAGAACUCACACGCAGGACGCUGUCCCUUUAACACUGGGUCAAGAAUUUUCAGCAUACGCCACACAGGUUGAAUAUGGAAUCGCAAGAGUCAAGGACACACUCCCCAGACUAUAUCAAUUAGCCUUGGGAGGAACAGCCGUGGGAACUGGCCUCAACACGAGGAAAGGCUUUGCGGAAAAAACAGCCGCUAGAAUCGGCCAACUCACGGGUUUACCCUUUGUCACCGCCCCAAAUAAAUUCGAGGCUUUAGCAGCUCAUGAUGCCAUUGUAGAGGUCCAUGGGGCCUUGAAUACUGUCGCUGUUUCUCUUAUGAAAAUUGCUAAUGAUAUAAGAUUCCUCGGCAGUGGUCCUCGAUGUGGUCUCGGUGAGCUAUCGCUCCCAGAAAAUGAGCCUGGAAGUUCCAUAAUGCCUGGGAAAGUCAAUCCAACGCAGUGUGAGGCAAUCACGAUGGUCUGCGCUCAAGUUAUGGGCAAUCACGUGGCAGUCACUGUCGGUGGAAGCAAUGGGCACUUCGAGCUCAAUGUCUUCAAGCCUGUGAUGGUAGCUAACACUCUUAGAUCUGUGAGACUCAUCGGCGAUGCUGCUAAAUCGUUCACAGACAAUUGUGUUUGUGGAAUUCAACCGAAUAUCGAGAAUAUCAAAAAGAUUAUGAAUGAGAGCUUGAUGCUGGUGACCGCCCUCAAUCCGCAUAUUGGAUAUGACAAGGCCGCGAAAAUUGCCAAACAGGCCCAUAAGGAAGGGCUAACGCUCAAAGAAUCAGCCCUCAAGAAUGGCCUGACAGACAAACAAUUCAAUGAUUGGGUUAGACCAGAACAGAUGUUGGGACCCAAGUGAAGACCUUUCAGCAUUUUGUAAUUUUCAUCAUUUGUCCAGUAAAAAAUGAAACAAUAAUUCAUGCAUAAGAGAGAAUUAAUCGCCAUUCAAAAUUUUCAAUUAAAAAAUUGACGAAAUA